Orcinus orca (killer whale) is the source of this 509-nucleotide messenger RNA. Its product is annotated as 40S ribosomal protein S2-like. Gene Ontology annotation, biological process: translation. The record is from RefSeq and is a predicted model, not a curated record. Gene Ontology annotation, molecular function: structural constituent of ribosome; RNA binding. The annotation marks the transcript as partial. Gene Ontology annotation, cellular component: ribosome; cytosolic small ribosomal subunit. The transcript has a single exon. NCBI's taxonomy places the organism in Eukaryota, Metazoa, Chordata, Mammalia, Artiodactyla, Delphinidae.
AAAUGGUGUUUGGGUGUUAAGUGCUCAAAGGAGGUAGCCAUUGCCAUCCGUGGGGCCAUUUUUCUGGCCAGGCUCUCCACCAUCCCCAUGCAGCGAGGCUACUGGGGUAACAAGAUUGGCAAGCCCCAUACUGUGCCUUGCAAGAUGACUGGCCACUGUGGCUCUGUACUGGUGCGCCUUGUCCCUGCCCCCAGGGGCACUGGCAUUGUCUCAGCCCCUAUGCCCAAGAAGCUACUGAUGAUGGCCGGAAUUGACCACUGCUACACCUCUGCCAGAGGCUGCACCACCACCCUGGGCAACUUCACCAAGGCCGCUUUUGAUGCCAUUUCUAAGAACUACAGUUAUCUCACUCCUGAUUUCUGGAAAGAGAUGGUGUUCACCAAGUCUCCAUAUCAGGAAUUCACUGACCAUCUUGUAAAGGCCCACACCAGAGUUUCUGUGCAGAGGACCCAGGAUCCAGCUGUAGCGAUCACAGAGUUUUAUAUGAGAAAAAUAAAGUGAAUGUAGCU